Messenger RNA from Acanthosepion pharaonis, 2298 nucleotides. The record is from the annotation of a GenBank genome assembly. Lineage: Eukaryota; Metazoa; Mollusca; Cephalopoda; Sepiida; Sepiidae.
AUGUCUAUCUUUGAAAUUAUUCUAUAUCUAUCUAUCUAUCUAUCUAUCUAUCUAUCUAUCUAUCUAUCUAUCUAUCACGAUCUCUUCAUAUCUAUCUAUCUAUCUAUCUAUCUAUCUAUCAAGAUCUCUUCAUAUAUAUCUAUCUAUCUAUCUAUCUAUCUAUCUAUCACGAACUCUUCAUAUCUAUCUAUCUAUCUAUCUAUCAAGAUCUCUUCAUAUCUAUCUAUCUAUCUAUCUAUCUAUCUAUCUAUCUAUCUAUCACGAACUCUUCAUAUCUAUCUAUCUAUCUAUCUAUCUAUCUAUCUAUCUAUCUAUCUAUCUAUCAAGAUCUCUUCAUAUCUAUCUAUCUAUCUAUCUAUCUAUCUAUCUAUCUAUCUAUCUAUCUAUCUAUCUAUCUAUCUAUCACGAACUCUUCAUAUCUAUCUAUCUAUCUAUCUAUCUAUGUCUUCCAUUCUGCGACACGCGAGGAAAGAUGCCCGCAAAGCUGUGAUCCUUAUCACAGAUGGUUUCUCCAACGCUGGAGAUCCACGUCCGUUAGCGGCACACAUGCGGGGAAACGGAGUGAAGAUCUUCACUUUUGGAAUACGACAUGGAAAUGUUCGAGAACUGAGAGACAUGGCUUCACAUCCCAAAAAUGAGACAUGUUAUAUUUUAGAAAGCUUCGAGGAAUUUGAAGCACUCGCCAGACGAGCACUACACGAAGAUCUCCAGGGAGGCAGUUACAAACUGCAAGUGUCGAAUCGUUGUGACAAGCUGUGCUUAGACGGACGUGACUGUUGCGACGAGAAAGCGUUCUGCACUUGUGGCACACACACAGGCAACUAUGAAUGUCUCUGUAACAAAGGUUACUAUGGGAACGGUCUCAAAGGCGGCUGCCUUCGUAAGUAUUCUUUGUAUGUUUUUGUUUCUUGCAAAGCAUAUCUAUCUAUCUAUCUAUCUAUCUAUCUAUCUAUCUAUCUAUCUAUCUCAAUUUACAUUUUAGAGUCCCCACUUUUCUUCUUCUUCUUCUUCUUCUUCUUCUUCUUCUUCUUCUUCUUCUUCUUCUUUCUAUUUUUGAAGUCACCUUCUUUUUUUUUUUGCAUUUUAAAUUUAUUUCCCCACCCCAUAAUUUCUUCUUCCACACAAUUCUUUUUCUCGUUUUCCAUUCCAAUAUACCAUUUGUUGUUGUUGCUGCUGUUCCUGUUCAUCAUCAUCAUCAUCAUCAUCAUCAUCAUCCAUGCAAAUAAUUAUCUUUUCUCGUUGUCACAUACAUUUUCUUUCUUUCUUUCUUUCUUUCUUUCUUUCUUUCUUUCUUUCUUUCUUUCUUUCUUUCUUUCUUUUCUCUUCUCUGUCCAUAUUCUUUGCAUUGCUAAUCAAUCUUCCAUUCGCCCGCGUCAUCUUCAUAUAUUUUUUUUCUUCAGCUUUUUUUCAUAUUACUUCAUCUACUCAUUAUUAUUCUACUUCCUCUUCUUUUCCCAUUUUUCAUUAUCUAUUUUAUAUCAUCAUCAUCAUCAUCAUCAUCAUCAUCAUCAUCAUCAUCAUCAUCAUCACCGUCAUCAUCAUCAUCAUCAUCAUCACCUUUUUUCUUCUUGUAAUCUUUUUUCUCUUUCUAAUAAUCAGCAUUAUCCUCUUUUUCUUCUUCUUCACCAUUAUCUUUUUUCUUGUCUUUCGUUAUCAUCUUCCACACACACCAGUUUUUAUUUUUAUUAUUUCCCAAUAAUCUUCACACAUUUAUUUUUUUUCAAUUCUUUCAUCACCAGCAUUUCUUUCUUUCUUUCUUUCUUUCUUUCUUUCUUUCUUUCUUUCUUUCUUUCUUCCUUCCUUUCUUUCUUUCUUUCUUUCUUUCUUUCUUUAUUUUUUUCUUCCUUCCUUCCUUUCUUUCUUUCUUUCUUUCUUUCUUUCUUUCUUUCUUUCUUUCUUUAUUUCUUCCUUUCUUUCUUUCUUUCUUUCUUUCUUUCUUUCUUUCUUUCUUUCUUAUCCUUAGACGUUUCUUUCAUUCUUAUCAUCUUUAGAUAUUUCUUCUUCUUUCUUUCUUUCUUUCUUUCUUUCUUUCUUUCUUUCUUAUCCUUAGACGUUUCUUUCAUUCUUAUCAUCUUUAGAUAUUUCUUCUUCUUCUUCCUUUCUUUCUUUCUUUCUUUCUUUCUUUCUUUCUUUCUUUCUUUCUUUCUUUCUUUCUUUCUUUCUUUCUUAUCCUUAGACGUUUCUUUCAUUCUUAUCAUCUUUAGAUAUUUCUUCUUCUUCUUCCUUCCUUUCUUUCUUUCUUUCUUUCUUUCUUUCUUUCUUUCUUUCUUUCUUUCUUUCUUUCUUUCUUAUCCUUAG